GUUUUCAUACGUCACUUCCUGCGCGGCAGUUUAGCAGAACUAGCACUAAGUUAGCACUAAGUUGGCGUUUGAGGCGUAUUUCGACCUGCUCCGUUCGUACAAACUUCGCAAUCUUUUGCCGUGUUUGCAUCAAACUAGUUUGUCAUCUGACCCCACACGAACGGACGCUCACUUUUGUGUAAAACCACCGUGUCGCUGUAAGUUUUACUGUCGCCGCCCACGCUAGCAGCGUUAGCUCCUACCGCUCACACACUUUUUUUUUUGACAGUCACAGCUGUAAUGUUUAGCCCAGAUGUGCUCGCUUGGAUCGCUUGUUUGUAGGCGAGUCUGUGAAUGUUGAUCGUCAUGUCUAAGCAGCUGACCGCAGAGCAGCAGCGACAGAUUGAGGAGAAUAGACGGAGAGCUCUGGAGAGAAGAGCUCAGAGACUCGGACAGAGCAAGCAGACCUCAGCAGGCUUCAGCAGCACUUCAGUGCAGGUACAGCCAUCCAAACUGAGCUUUACCGCGGGUCCUGCUGCUCUUUCUCACCACAGAGAGACACCCAGCUCAGCUUCUGCACCGAAACUGUUUGUUCCACCCUUUAAAAAAGACACACAGAGCUUCUUCAACCUAAAACAAGGCCCAAAGCAUCAGCAAGUGUCUGGCAUUGGUAACCAAAUCAACCAGAGUACACUCUCUAACUCUGCUUCUUCCAGACAGAUACAAGUCAUCGAUCUGCUACCUCAGACGAAAAGUCCACAUGUGAGCAGCCCGGUCCUGUCUGGCGGAGGAAGCAGUGGUGUGAAGCCAGCUCAUCCCAGACCUAACCUCGCCUCCAGCAGCUCUGGUGGUGCAGCCGGUUCGUUCUACAAGCACACUAAUAAACCCGCCCAAAGUCCCGUGGCACAGCAAGCCUCAAACUCAUCAGCCUCGAGUGCUUUACCUGCAAAAAAGCCUGCCAUCUCUGUAAGAGGAAAAUGUGUACCUCACGCAGAGGACCGCUUCAGAGUAGAAGUGGGCUACCAUGCACAGCUUAUUGCCGUUUUCAAAGCCAUUCCCUCGAAGAACUAUGACCCUUCCACAAAGACGUGGAACUUCAGUCUGGAGGACUAUCAACAGCUAAUGGAGGAAGCAGCUGCUAUUGCCUCCGUGUCUUUGAGGCCUCUGGAGGGAAUGGACGCAGUGGACGUCGCAGCGGCCACCAGUCGAGCUCGUGACGGCGCGGCACUGGGGGCGCUGCUGAGGCUGUGCAACGGCUGGCAAAAACCUGGAGCCAUUCUGCAGGGCCAGUGCAUCCUGGUGUCUCAGACAAAGUUUGAGGUCGACAUCGGUUACCAUGUCGACGUCAUUGCGGCGUUCAAGCAGAUGCCGACAAAGAGCUACGACAUGAAAACACGAAAGUGGAGCUUUUCGCUUGAGGAUUACAAGAGACUCAUGGAUCUCCUCAGUGGGAUGGCAGCAGUGGAGGUGGAGCCUCUGCCCAGGGCAAUAGUCCAGGCUUUCUCUGCCAGGUUUGACGGGACGGAAGCCAGGUCUUUAGACGUCCCUGAGGCAGACCUCUCCAGCAUCGACCCCUCGCUCACACGCAGCCUCAUGCCCUUCCAGAAGGAGGGAGUCAAUUUUGCGGUGUCUACACAGGGCCGCCUCCUCCUGGCUGAUGACAUGGGCCUGGGAAAGACUGUGCAGGCCAUCUGUAUCGCAGCCUACUACAGGAAUGAGUGGCCCUUGCUAGUGGUGGCUCCCUCCUCUGUACGAUUCACCUGGGCUGAGGCGUUCAGACGCUGGCUCCCCUCCCUGAGUCCUGACAGCAUCAAUGUGGUGGUGAAGGCCAAAGACAACCUGCGGUCUGGUUUGGUCAACAUCAUCAGCUACGACCUCCUGAGCAGGAUGGACAAGCAGCAGCCAGGAAACUCCUUCAAUGUUCUCAUCAUGGAUGAGUCUCACUUUCUGAAGAACAUGAAAACCGCUCGUUGUAAAGCAGCCAUGCCUCUGCUGAAGGCAGCAAAAAGAGUGAUUCUUCUGUCCGGGACCCCUGCCAUGUCCAGACCUGCUGAGCUCUACACACAGAUUCUGGCUGUCAGACCUACGCUCUUCCCUCGCUUCCAUGAGUUUGGGAUGCGCUACUGCGAUGCCAAACAGAUGACUUGGGGGUGGGACUACUCUGGCUCAUCCAACCUCGGGGAGUUAAAGCUGUUGCUGGAGGAAUCUUUGAUGUUGCGCCGCCUGAAAUCCGACGUCCUCUCCCAGCUUCCUGCUAAACAACGCAAGGUCGUCACAGUGACCAUAGAUGGUAUCAACACCCGUAUAAAAGCCGCUCUGUCAGCUGCUGCAAAGCAGUUGGCCACAAGAAACCGCAAUAAAAAGGAAGAGAAGGAAGCCCUCCUCGUCUUUUAUAACCACACAGCUGAAGCCAAGCUGCAAGCCAUUAUGGAGUACAUCACAGACAUGCUGGAGGGUGGGAGGGAGAAGUUUCUAGUGUUCGCCCAUCACAAGUUAGUUCUGGAUCAUAUCACCACCGAACUGGGAAAAAAGAAUGUCAAUUACAUCCGUAUUGAUGGGGCCACUCCGUCCGCUGAACGGCAGCAGCUGUGUGACAAGUUCCAGUACACGACAAAGACCUGCGUGGCUGUACUGUCCAUAACUGCAGCUAAUAUGGGUCUCACCCUGCACUCUGCUGACCUGGUGGUCUUCGCUGAGCUCUUCUGGAACCCCGGGGUUCUCAUUCAGGCAGAGGACAGGGUGCACCGUAUUGGACAAACCAGCAAUGUGAAUAUUCACUACCUGGUUGCCAAGGGAUCUGCUGAUGAUCACCUGUGGCCAAUGAUCCAGGAAAAAAUGAACGUUUUGGAGCAAGUGGGUCUGUCCGAGUCAAACCUCUCAGACAAAGCAGUGUCCGCCAGCUUCCACUCUAAGGACCCUAACCAGAGGAGCAUCAUGGAGAUGUUCCAGAGGUCUUUCUCUGAGGAUGACAACAUGGACGAAGCCCUCUUACUGGAGGUUGCAAAUGACUGGGAGGACACGCCUCCUGAAAAUAGUUCUGGUCAACACCACGUUAUGGUCGGACAAAGCCCCAGCAAAAGGAGCAUCAAAGACUUUUUCAGCAGAUGAUUUGGAAACUUAAUUCCAUUUUGAAAAAUUAUAUUAACGUCACUUUGUUUUCCUUUAUUGGGGGGGGGGGCUCAGUUCCUUGUUUUUAUCCUAUCAUGACAGAUGAGAAUUUAGUUUCAAAUUCUUUGUUAUAUAACCUUGUUAUUUUAAUAGACACAAAAUAAUAAACCAAUAUUUUUGUUUGCUAAUGAGAGAAAAAUAACUGUCUGACUCAAGGUUUUUCAAGUGUAACCUGACUGGUUACUAUGGGUAUGGGAUUUUCAAUUGAUCCACCAGCCAUAAUAACACCAAUAACUUUGUUGUAGCGUUUAUAACUUGUUAUUUUCAACAGUUUGAAAGCCUAAUCACUUAUUCAUAUUGUUACAACAUAAGAGGUUAAAAAAGAUCUAAAUAAACAAUUCAAGAUGGA
Molecule: messenger RNA, 3496 nt
Organism: Morone saxatilis (striped sea-bass)
Lineage: Eukaryota; Metazoa; Chordata; Actinopteri; Moronidae
Gene: smarcal1
Product: SWI/SNF related, matrix associated, actin dependent regulator of chromatin, subfamily a-like 1
Exons: 17
Coding region: 334-3087 (917 amino acids)
Biological process (GO): DNA repair; replication fork processing
Cellular component (GO): nuclear replication fork
Molecular function (GO): ATP-dependent chromatin remodeler activity; ATP binding
Source: RefSeq, a predicted model, not a curated record